Messenger RNA from Thamnophis sirtalis, 2668 nucleotides. The record is from RefSeq and is a predicted model, not a curated record. Lineage: Eukaryota; Metazoa; Chordata; Lepidosauria; Squamata; Natricidae.
AAGUAUGAAGUUGUAUUUACUUCCUUCCCCCAAUUUUUCUCAUUCAUGUCCAUCUGAAGAAUGUAAGGUCGUUACUUUAGAACAUUUUAAAUUUUCCUAAAUAUUAUAUCAUAUAAUUCUUCCUUUUUUUAUUUCUUUUAUUUUUAUGUAUUGGAUUUGUAAUCUUUUUUCCUGCAAUGUUUAAAGUUAAGCGACACUAAAUUUUGAGCAUAAAAAUUAACAGAUUCUCCCCCCCCCAGUCUGGUUUGACAUUUCAAAAUACUAUCUUGUUAGUAUACAUUUAGUUUAAUAUGUAGUAAUAAUGCAGCAAUUAUGGUUUGUAGAGCAUAAUAAUGCAGCAAUUAUGAUUUGUGGCGCAUAGCUUAAUGCAACGCAAAUCCAGAUGAUUAGUCUGUUGUAAUAUGAACCAGUGUUUGCUGGAUACCAUUUUUUCAUCCAAGGGAGAUUUUUUUUAAAAAUUAUGAAAUAUAAAUAUGAAUAAUUUUUUGAGUUUUGUAUUUUAAAGUGCAUGCUCCAGUUAAAAAAAAAAGAUUAUACAAAGAAAGUAAAACAGACUAGGAAACAACCAUUAAUAUUUGUGUGUAUGUAUUCAUUCUUUCCCUCUAUGUAACUGAUUAUAAAUAUCAAAUUCUAAGUAUGAAAAAGUUAAAACUUAAAGAACUUGAGAGUUGUUUGCAACAAGUUGAUGUUUUUGAAAAUCCAAAACUCCUGCUUGAACAAUAUCCAACUCAGCCACAUAUUGCAGCAUGUAUGCUUUAUACCAUUCAUAAUACAUUUGAUGAUAUUGAAAACAAGAUUGUGGCAGAUCUUGGAUGUGGUUGUGGCAUACUAAGCAUUGGAAGUGCCAUGUUGGGAGCAGGAUUAUGUAUAGGAUUUGAUAUAGAUGCCAAUGCACUGGAAGUAUUUAACAGGAAUGCCGAAGAAUUUGACCUUACAAAUGUUGACAUGGUUCAGUGCAAUGUAUGUUCUUUGCCUGACAAAAUGUCUAAAACAUUUGAUACAGUUAUUAUGAAUCCUCCUUUUGGAACUAAGCACAACAAAGGCAUGGAUAUGGCUUUUCUCAAGACAGCUGUGCAAAUGGCAAGAAUAGCUGUGUAUUCCUUACACAAAACAUCAACUCGACAACAUAUUCAGAAAAAAGCAGAUGAAUGGAAUAUAGGAAUGGAAGUUGUAGCAGAACUGAGAUAUGACCUACCAGCAUCAUAUAAAUUCCACAAGAAAAAAUCAGUAAGUAUUAGGCCACUUUUAAUUAAGAGUAAGCCUAUUAUUUUUUUGCUAAAUAACAGAGUUGUACGCUAAUGAUUGUAGACAAAAAUGCUUCCGUUUUAAUGUGUCUAUAUACAUAUAACCUAGCAGCAAAAACAAAAUUGACGAUCUAAGCAAAAGGCAGAAGAAACGUACUAUUUACUUUCUAGAACCAUAGGAGUCCUUUAUCCUAGUCAACAAUAUGGAACCUAUUUUACUACAUACACCAAUUCAUUCUUCUCUUGCUCUUCAAAGGAUUGCUGAUGCAAUCAAAUGUGUGGCACCUAAUCUUUCAGUGACAGAUUGAUGUGUUGUAUGAUAGAUAAGGAAGACAUACAAGUGAGAAUUCCUACCCAGAAAAGAUUGACAUUAUCAUGAUGUUUUAUCAGAGAAAAUAAAACCAACAAUACUAACCUUGUAAAAGGAAUGCAAAGCUGGGAUGCUUAAUAACAAAUGUUAGGAGAAUCAUGCAAAUUUCCCUGUGGUAAAAUCACUGCCAAUCCAUAUGGAUGGCAGAAUUAUUAGAAGGCAGUAUUAUGUUUUAUUUGCAUAGGCAUUCACUCUUGAAAGAAUCUGGCAUUACUGAUUUAAGUUAGACUGUGCCAAACCAGUUCACAUAAAUAAAAGAGUAUAAAAUUCUGUGUUUGGGGCCAUGCAGGAUUUUAUUAUGGGUACAUAAAGUAAAAAAGAUUCUUUGGAAUGUGCAGGAAAGCAUAUUUAGCACAUGUCUAAAACUCCUUAAGUCAAAACUCACAUUUUCUUGGGAUCUUGUGCUAAGCAACUGCGUGAUCACAGGAAAACCUACAUAUUAAGCAUUUGCAGACGGGUAUAAACUGAGCAUCUGUAGAACCCCCAAAUUCAUUUUGCCUUCAAAUUGAAAGGCCUAUGCAAUCUCUCUGUUUUGCACACAUUCCAUUCUACCUGCAAUCUCAAGUAGCUAUUAACUAUUUAGCUAACAACAGUGAACAAGCAAAAAAAAAGUAUUUCUAGAGUCUUCCACAGUAGUACCAGGAAGAGUAUAAGAUAGGAAGCAUCCUAUAGCUGUUCUGUUUUAAUUUGCUUUUUGUCUAUCACAAGUAGAAUAGUUGGGAAGAAGAAGAACAGGAAUAAUAUGGAUCUAGCUAUUUGGUUAAGACAAGUUCAGCCCACAAAUCCAAGAAAAUGGAUCACAACUAUAAGCUCUCAAAUUAGCACAUUUACUUGUGAAGGGUGCACAUGUUAGAAAUUAAAACUAAAUGGGAUUUUCCGCAUGUAGAGAAGCAUAGACUCGAUGGACAACUUUUGUUCAUAAUACAAUACUAUUUUUAGAGUCUCUGAAAUAAAAGUUGUUAUGGGCAGGGUGCAUUUUAUGGUUGGCUUUACUAGAUCAAUUCCCUUGUUCCUUCAUCAUAUAAUGUAAUCUAUAUUGGAUUUUUCUAUAUGA